AUGAAAUCAUGCAGUUCGCUGCAAGACUUGGAUGGAACUGGAAGACAUCAUGUGAAACAAAGGGAGCACGCGGUGCUCGCCGACUCGGUGCACCUCGCCUGGAACCUGACUGCCACCCUGGACGCGGUGGUCUUCUCCAGAGUCACCAACAACGUGGUUUUGGAAGAGCCUUUACUAGUGGGCAUUGAUGGCUUGCUCAAAGGCAGCACUGACAAAAUGGUGUGCUAUCUCUUGUCAACAAAAGCCAUAGUGCCUGCGUCCAAGAUGGAGAUUUACAACAUCCCUCUCGAAGAGAAGGUGUUGGAGCUGAAAGAGAAGAUAAUGUUAACACAUGUCCGCUUAAAUUCACUGAUGAAGAUUCCGAAGGACGUGGCUCCUGUGAAGUCCAAGACAGAAAACUGA
This is a messenger RNA of Sorex fumeus (smoky shrew), 402 nucleotides long. Its product is annotated as protein Mis18-beta-like. NCBI's taxonomy places the organism in Eukaryota, Metazoa, Chordata, Mammalia, Eulipotyphla, Soricidae. The coding region runs from base 1 to 402 and encodes 133 amino acids. The record is from RefSeq and is a predicted model, not a curated record. The transcript has 3 exons.